This is a messenger RNA of Aureobasidium subglaciale EXF-2481, 503 nucleotides long. RefSeq lists its product as uncharacterized. NCBI's taxonomy places the organism in Eukaryota, Fungi, Ascomycota, Dothideomycetes, Dothideales, Saccotheciaceae. The transcript has a single exon. The record is from RefSeq and is a predicted model, not a curated record. The coding region runs from base 110 to 427 and encodes 105 amino acids.
AGGUGAGUAAGAGGCGAGAUGCAGAAUCUUCUCGUGAACCAUCUCUAAAACACUCAUUCACAUCUCUUUCGGCGUGGCUUGGCGUCCCAGUAUAGGCAGAAGAUUUGAUAUGCGGAGUCUCCUGUCAUGCAGCGAUGCAGUUGCCGAAAGCGGAGUGGUUACUCAUACUGAGAUGAUCAAAAUUAUCUCUUCGGAUCGAUCAAGAGACUCACUUUUGUCAUCUUAUAUCGACAUGAAGCCCGACCUGUUUUCUCAACUGCCUCUUAAGGUGAUUUUCAUAGUCUGUAAACAUCUGUCCAUCCGCAGUGUUGUGUGCCUAGUACAGAAGAUCAAAUCUCUUUACUCCUCUCAAGAUCUGGUGAACCAUUUGGUCACGUAUCUCCCCAGACACCGGAAACCAAGUGUCAAAAAAUCCGAGUCGGGCUGAGUUUGUUCGUCUUUCGCACUGCUUAAUCAGAGUCAGGAUUAUCACUCAUCCACGAUAUCAUACAUACCAUACUUCG